GGCGGAGAGAGAAGGAGGAGGACUACGGAUGUCACUGGACAGGACUGCGGGGAGAGCAGAGACUGGAGGGCUGAGUCUUCCUCCUCGGGUGGGCCGGUGGGAGGAGGUGGUGAACUGUGUUCGGGCAGCUUGAAUCCACCGGGGUGGAGGUGGACGGGGGUGCUGGAGCUCGGCCCGGUUGUUGCUGCUGCUGCUGUUAAUCUGAGACAACAUGGAGCUGGAGAACAUCGUGGCCAACACGGUGCUACUGAAAGCCCGGGAAGGGGGCUGUGGAAACAGGAAAGGCAAGAGUAAGAAAUGGAAGCAGAUGCUGCAUUUCCCCCACAUUAGUUUGUGCGAAGAGCUGCGACAAUCCACUGAGAAAGACUACAGCAGCCUUUGCGAGCGCCAACCCAUCGGACGCUUACUCUUCCGGCAGUUUUGUGAGACUCGACCCGAGCUGAGGCGCUGCGUCAAGUUUCUGGACGCCGCGGCCGAGUACGAGGUGACGCCAGAUGAGAAGAGGAAGCAGUGUGGGGAAGAACUAAUUGACGUAUUCUUCAAUCCAAAGAGCGAGGACCACUUGCCGGAGGUGGAGGAGACCAUGAGGGCUCAGUGCGCCGAGCGGCUGCAGCAAGAAGCAUGCAAAGAGCUCUUCAAGGACUGUACCAAAUUGAUCCACGACUUCCUGAGUGUGGCGCCCUUUGCGGACUACCUCGACAGCAUGUACUACAAUAGGUUCCUCCAGUGGAAAUGGCUGGAGAGGCAACCAGUAACAAAGAAUACAUUCAGACAGUACAGAGUUUUAGGGAAAGGGGGAUUUGGAGAGGUGUGUGCGUGUCAGGUACGUGCCACGGGGAAAAUGUACGCCUGUAAGAAGCUGGAGAAAAAGAGGAUCAAGAAGCGUAAAGGAGAGUCCAUGGCGCUCAACGAGAAGCAGAUUCUGGAGAAAGUCAACAGCAGAUUUGUUGUAAGCUUAGCGUAUGCAUACGAGACCAAAGACACUCUUUGUCUCGUGUUGACACUCAUGAACGGAGGUGACCUCAAGUUUCACAUCUAUCACAUGGGCGAGGCAGGUUUCGAUGAGAAGAGGGCAGUUUUCUAUUCAGCUGAGAUCUGCUGUGGCCUGGAAGACCUGCACAGGGAACACAUCGUCUACAGAGAUCUCAAACCAGAAAACAUCCUGCUGGACGACUAUGGACACAUCAGGAUAUCAGACCUGGGUCUAGCCGUACACGUACCAGAGGGCCAGACCAUCAAGGGCCGGGUGGGAACGGUCGGAUACAUGGCUCCGGAAGUGGUGAAGAAUGAAUCUUACACCUUCAGCCCCGACUGGUGGGCGCUGGGCUGCCUUCUCUACGAGAUGAUCGAGGGUCAGUCGCCCUUCCAGCAGAGGAAGAAGAAGAUCAAGCGUGAGGAAGUGGAGCGGCUGGUGAAGGAGGUGGAGGAAGAAUAUUCCAGCAAGUUCUCAGAGGAGGCCAAGUCCCUCUGUAAAGCGCUGUUAGCUAAAGACCCCAGAGUAAGAGUGGGCUGCCAGGGAGGCGGAGCUUCAGAAGUCAAAGCACAUCCCAUCUUUCACUCCAUUAAUUUCAACAGGCUGGAAGCAGGAAUGUUGCAAGCACCAUUCAUUCCUGAUCCACAGGCCAUUUACUGCAAAGACGUGCUGGACAUCGAGCAAUUCUCCACCGUGAAAGGUGUGGAGCUAGAGCCGAAAGAUGAGUCUUUCUAUAGCAAAGUGUCCACAGGCAGCAUCUCCAUUCCCUGGCAGAACGAGAUGAUAGAGACAGAAUGUUUUGCCGAGCUAAAUGUUUUCUACCCGGACGGGACCGUUCCCCCUGACCUGGACUGGCGAGGACAGCCGUCCCCGCCGCCCAAACAGGGACUCCUGCAGCGGCUGUUUGGCAGACAGGACUGCUGUGGCAACUGCAGUGACAGCGACGAGGAGCCAACCAGGCUGUGACACACACACACAGACACACACACCACAGAUACCAUUUCCGUUUACAACUUUUUGCACAUUUAUAUUUUAAAAAAGAUAGUCUAUCUCUAAAUGUCAGAAUGUAUUUUCAGCAUAGCCAUAAUGUUUAAAUGUUAUUUAAAAGAGUGUAAAAUAUCAGCCGAGACUCGUGGGAUUUAUUUUUCAUCCUCUCUCCCUGCUGGCUCCAACUGGAACAUUGGCUGGCCUGCUGUAAAAGUGCCUUGCCGGAGGGCACAGUGACAGUGCUUACUAGAGAGGGCGGAGCCUUUCCCAAUUUUGUCCAGGGAAUAAAACUAGUGACUUUUAAAAAAAUGUAACCUCUUCACUUCGCUCCGCGGUGACCAACCUUUGCUCUUUAUUUUUUUGCCAUUUUAUUUCUUCUAAUUAACGCUCCUUAAAGUGUGUCAUGAAGUCGUCUGCAGAUGUUUUUAUAGAAAUAUACUUUUUUUCCAACAUGGAGAGAAUUCUUCUUGUCAGUUUGAUAUAUCCAACGGGAUGCAACUGUACAGAAUGUGUCUAUUAAGCCUACUUUGCUCAUGUUUGUUUGUUUAAAAUAUGAACUAGUUGGACUGUGAGAAUGAAGACAUUGUCACCUCACUGUAUGACUUGCAACGCAUUUUCGACGGCCAUAGUUCUGACAAAAGCACAUUCUUUUUUUGAGGAUGCUAUGAAAAAAAACAAAAAAAACUUGAUGUACUUAUAUGUAAAUUAUGUUUAUUAUAGCUGGCAAGUGACCACAAAAGACAUGACAGUGUUAGGGUCUCACACACACACAAACACACACACACGCACACACACACACACACACAAAAAAGUCAUUCAUUUUCACUGAGUGAACUGACUUUCACUUUCACGGAGUAAAGUUUUCUUUUAUCAAAAAAAACAAACAAACAAAAAAAAACAGGAGUGAGUACAAAAAUAAAUUGAAGGUUUGGCCCCAAAACUUGUAAUAUUCUGAAAAUACCCUCGUAUGAGUACCAGUAGGUAGGAUUUUUCAGAGGAAACAAAAUAAGCUUGUUAUAUUAUUACUUGUAUUUUGUUGCAAUGAUCCAAAAGUCCACUCUAAAUAUUAUGAGAUAAAGUUGUAUUUUUAUGAAGGGGGAAAAGAUGUACUUCAGAAGUGAAACAAUUUUUUUUUUCCCUCUGGACUUUUUUAGCAUAAAAUGCAAUUGCAUUUUUUUUUCUCGUAAUCCAACAUUAUUGUCAUAAUAUUGCAACUUUUUACUCACAUUUACACUUUAUUCAUGAAUAUGAAGCCCUUUUUAUUGUUAUAUUACAACUUCAUUAUCUUUAAAUGACCCUUUUUUUCUUAUAACAUCACCGUUUUCUUGUAAUAUUUUAGUAAUGCUUUAAUUUUCUUCUGGAAAUAAGACUUUUUUUGUUUGUUUUCUUCAGUGUGGACAAUAUUUGUACAGCACUAUGCGAGCGUGCGUGUGUUGCUGUCUGGUCAUAUGUAGUGCAGCCACUAGAGGGGGUCAGUGUGUUGAACAUAUCUGCAGGUAGUGUGUCACUGUCAUCUUUCUCAGGAGGACAUUAACGUCUUUGUCAUUCAAUGAUAACAUUGAAAAGUGAAAACACGUGUAUAAGCUAUAAGAUGUUUGACAGUCGAUGCUCCAGAAAGUCCCCACACAAAAGAAAGGCUCCGCUAAGUAUUCGAACCCUGGACUCAUAUGGGGCAUGUCUACAGAAAGGAAAGUGGCUUCCUCGAUGACAACGGCCUUGAUUUGAACAUAUUCAUAUGAUGAGCUGGGAAUGUGAGCAGACUGCAAUGUACAAUUCACUGUAAAGUAAUUGCUCUUA
Messenger RNA from Dunckerocampus dactyliophorus (ringed pipefish), 3757 nucleotides. RefSeq names its product G protein-coupled receptor kinase 6 (gene grk6). Gene Ontology annotation, cellular component: cytoplasm; plasma membrane. Gene Ontology annotation, molecular function: G protein-coupled receptor kinase activity; ATP binding. The record is from RefSeq and is a predicted model, not a curated record. The transcript is spliced from 16 exons. Gene Ontology annotation, biological process: regulation of signal transduction; signal transduction; protein phosphorylation. Lineage: Eukaryota; Metazoa; Chordata; Actinopteri; Syngnathiformes; Syngnathidae. The coding region runs from base 212 to 1939 and encodes 575 amino acids.